UUUCCACUCAAGACAAGUUGUGAGGAGGAUGACACCUUCAAAGAGGAUCACACUGUGUCUGAUAUUUCCACUUCUUGUAGAGAUGGAUGUGGUAGCUGGUACUGAAUCCUCAUCCAUACUUCAGGACAGUGGUCUCAUAUCAGCCAACGUUGGAGACACAGUGAUUGUGCACUGCUUCUAUAGAGGCCACAUUGACAUGUAUUUCUCCUGGUACAAGCAACCCUUGGGAGAUAAGCUUCAACUCUUCUCAACCGCCUUUAAGUUUGACAGGAACGCAACAUUUUACCAUGAGUUUAAGGAUAACCCUCGAUUCUCAGUGGAAAAUGGCCAAGAAAAUAAUCACCUGAGGAUCUCAGACAUGCAGCUCUCUGAUUCAGGCACAUACUACUGUGGGAACUCUUAUGGCAACAAGGUGGAGUUGGGAGAAGGAGCCAUUCUCAUAGUAAAAGGUUCAGGUUCCAGAAACAUGAUUGUGCUCCAGCAGCCUGUGUCUGAGUCAGUCCAGCCAGGAGACUCUGUGUCUCUGAACUGUACAAUACACACUGAGACCUGUGUAGGAGAACACAGUGUCUAUUGGUUCAGACAUGGCUCAGAAGAAUCCCUUCCAGGAAUCCUUUACUCGCAUGUAGACAUGAGUGAUCAGUGUGAGAAGAGCCCUGAGGCUGGGUCUCCUACACAGAGCUGUGUCUACAACCUCCCCAAGAGGAACCUCAGCCUCUCUGAUGCUGGGACUUACUACUGUGCUGUGGCCUCAUGUGGGGAGAUACUGUUUGGGAAUGGGACCAAGCUGGACAUUCAAGUUCCAGAGCAUGAUUCUCCAUUUGAUAUGAGUCCUACUGUUCUGUUGUUGGUCGUCUCCAACAUCGUUCUGGGUAACGUGACCCUUCUACUUGUCUGGGCGCUGUGCAAGACUCUGAACAGAGAUAGCAGAGGGAGGACAGAUGUCCCAAAAUCCCAGGGCAAUCAGAAUCAAGACAGUGACAUGUUGAACUACACAGCUGUCAGUUUC
Salvelinus sp. IW2-2015 is the source of this 1009-nucleotide messenger RNA. RefSeq lists its product as uncharacterized. Lineage: Eukaryota; Metazoa; Chordata; Actinopteri; Salmoniformes; Salmonidae. The record is from RefSeq and is a predicted model, not a curated record. Gene Ontology annotation, biological process: response to bacterium.